Molecule: messenger RNA, 2913 nt
Organism: Lolium rigidum
Lineage: Eukaryota; Viridiplantae; Streptophyta; Magnoliopsida; Poales; Poaceae
Product: probable methyltransferase PMT25
Exons: 5
Coding region: 1-2913 (970 amino acids)
Cellular component (GO): trans-Golgi network; endosome; cytoplasm
Molecular function (GO): methyltransferase activity
Source: RefSeq, a predicted model, not a curated record
AUGCCGCUGUUUGAUCGAGAUCGGUACCAGAGGCUGCCGCUAGAUAUCAGCGGUGGCGGUGGGGGCGGCGCACGGCGUCCAGCUUCGUCCUGCGCGAGCGCCACCAUCAUCCUGUUCGUGGGGCUCUGCCUCGUGGGCGCGUGGAUGAUGGCGUCCACGACCACGAGCAACGUCGCCAUGAGCGUGUCGUCCGAGAACAGCUCCGACGAGGACAUGCCCGCCGACAUGACCCGCAGCGUAGUCAAUGAAGGCGCUAACGGCGACGCGCCGCAGACAACAAAGAAUGCUGGCAAGGAGGAGGAGGACGAUGACGACGGUGGCGCCAUGCAAACGACGGAGGCUGCCGUCGACCAGAGCGGCACCGUGGUUGUCGAGCUGACGGAUGCCGCUUCCAACGGCACCCCCGUCGCCGGGGCUGGCGAAUCGCCGUCCACGAACGUGACAUUCUCCGACGAGAGCGGCAUGACGGAAGGCGGCGACGUGGCGAGGCCAGAUGAUACUUACAAGAAAGCCAAUAGUGGCACGAAGGAGGCCACGACCGGCGACCAGGCCGACAAGACCUCGGAGGAUGCGGCGACUGGCACGGAUCAGAAGGGCGGCGACAAUGACAAGCAGAACACUGAGGAGGCGCCACGAGACACGGCGAACACCGGCGACCAGGUUGACAAGAGCUCCGACAAGGCGUCCCUGGACACUGCGGAGACCGGCGGCCAGGACGAGAAGAACAACGAGGCUGCGCCGACGGAGAAAAAGGAGGAGGCCGGCGGUCAGCCUGACAACUUCACCGAGAAGAGCAGCGCCGAAGAGACGCCGGCCUACGCAAAAGAUGCCGGCGACGACGGCACGGCGAAGAACCAGACGGCCUUCGACGACCGUAACGGCAACCUGGACGGUGACCAGAACGGCGACAAGGUCGUCACCGGCGACGACACGGCAGCUGCAUCGAAUAACCAAACUUCUUCCGUGGACCAGAACGACGCCGCCAAGAACAAGACAUCUGCAGCGCUAGAUGACACGAUCUCUCGAGAAGCCGAGCUGGUUCCGACGAGCAGUAGCACCACUACCACCGAAGGCGAAGAAAAGCCGGUGACCGAGCCGGUGACGGGCGGGGACAAAGAAACGGUGGAGCUGGUACCGAGCGGACAAGCAGAGCUUCUGAACGAGACGACGACAACGGCGGCGCAGAACGGCACGUUCCCGUCACAAGCCACGGAGUCGAGGGAGGAGAAGAAGAAGGCGCGCUCGCGCAGCAGCAGCAGCAAGGACAGCAACGGCAACGUCGUGGUCGGCGAGACGUCGACGGAGGAGUCGUCGUACGCGUGGAAGCUCUGCAACGCGAGCACCGGCGCGGACUACAUCCCGUGCCUGGACAACGAGGCGGCCAUCAAGCGGCUGCGGAGCACCAAGCACUACGAGCACCGCGAGCGGCACUGCCCGUCCCCGGAGCCGUCGUGCCUGGUGCCGCUGCCGGAGGGGUACCGUCGGCCGAUCCCGUGGCCGCGCAGCCGCGACACGAUCUGGUACAACAACGUGCCGUACACGAAGCUGGCGUCGUACAAGGGGCACCAGAACUGGGUGAGGGUCUCCGGCGACGGCGAGCACCUGUCGUUCCCGGGCGGCGGCACGCAGUUCCUCAACGGCGCGUCGCACUACAUCGACGUGAUCCAGGAGGCGCUCCCGGCGGUGGCGUGGGGCACGCGCAGCCGCGUGGUGCUGGACGUGGGCUGCGGCGUGGCGAGCUUCGGCGGGUACCUCUUCGACAAGGACGCGCUGACCAUGUCGUUCGCGCCCAAGGACGAGCACGAGGCGCAGGUGCAGUUCGCGCUGGAGCGCGGCAUCCCGGCCAUCUCCGCCGUCAUGGGCACCAAGCGGCUCCCGUACCCCGGCGGCGCCUUCGACGUCGUGCACUGUGCGCGGUGCCGCGUGCCGUGGCACAUCGAGGGGGGCAAGCUGCUGCUGGAGGUGAACCGGCUGCUCCGCCCCGGCGGUCUCUUCGUGUGGUCAGCGACGCCGGUGUACCGGAAGGACGAGGAAAACGUCGGGAUCUGGCAGGCCAUGGCCGCGCUCACCAAGUCCAUGUGCUGGGAGAUGGUGACGAGGACCAGCGACACGGUGGACCAGACCGCCUUGGUCAUUUUCAAGAAGCCGUCCAGCAACGAGUGCUACGGCAAGAGGAGCCACCAGGAGCCACCGCUGUGCGAGGAGUCCGACAACCCCGACGCCGCAUGGAACAUAACGCUGCAGUCGUGCAUGCACAGAGUGCCCACCGAGUCGGCGGCGCGAGGCUCGCGGUGGCCGGAGCAGUGGCCGGAGAGGCUGACGACGGCACCCUACUGGCUGAGCGACAGCCAGGUCGGCGUCUACGGCAAGCCCGCGCCGGACGACUUCGCCGCGGACACGGAGCACUGGAGGAAGGCCGUCAACAGCUCGUACCUCACCGGCAUGGGCAUCGACUGGAGCAACGUCAGGAACGUCAUGGACAUGCGGUCCGUCUACGGCGGAUUCGCGGCGGCGCUGCGGGACAUGAAGGUGUGGGUGAUGAACAUCGUGCCGGUGGACUCGCCGGACACCCUGCCGAUCAUCUACGAGCGCGGGUUGUUCGGGGUGUACCACGACUGGUGCGAGUCCUUCAGCACAUACCCGAGGUCGUACGAUCUCGUCCACGCCGACCAUCUCUUCUCCAAGCUCAAGUACAGGUGCAAGCUGAGGCUGGUGGUCGCCGAGGUGGACCGGAUAAUGAGACCGGAGGGGAAGAUGAUCGUUCGAGAAGACAGGGAGACUGCCGAGGAGAUCGAGAGGAUAGCAAAGUCUCUGCAUUGGGAGGUCCGAAUGGACGUGUCCAAGGAGGGGGAGAGGCUACUCUGCUUCGAAAAGACCAUGUGGCGACCCACCCAAGUCGAAGCACAGAGUUAG